AUGGUUUUAGAUUUUGGUUCAGUUUUUGAAUUUCUCAGCACUCAGAUUGUCAACAUUUCUCACCUUCAAAGGACAACAACCAACAGGAAUUGCUUACCUAUUCUAAGAUUAAUAGAUAUGAAGAAUAUUAGAUUCAUCCAAGAUCUUGACAUACAUAAGACUGAUCUCACUGUCAAGAGCAGAAUCAUUCAACUGUCGAAUCAACCGGUGUUUAAAAACCCGGAUGAAAUAUAUUCCAUGGAAAUGAUAUUAAUGGAUGAACACGGCACUAAAAUCCAUGCAAAUGUCCUACAAAAACGGGUGCCUAAGUUCAGAAAUUUACUUCAGGAAGGGGCUGCAAUUUUCAUUAAGAAUCCUACAAUUCCUCGACAUGCGUCGAAAUACAAGUUAAAUGUAAUUGGUGAGGUCGUUGCCUGUGAGACAAUGGUGACUCUUCCAGACAACAAUGAAAAGCCAAAAGAUGGACGCAAUUUAUUUAGGGGGAACAAAAUCCAAGAGACAUUAUGGGAUGCGUUCGCCCAGGAAUUUAGUGAUUAUGUUUCUACUAACAAGGACAACGGGAUUGUUAUUAUUGUAAUUCAGUUUGCAAUGGUGAAGAUUUACAGAGAUUGUUUGAUUCGGGAGAGUGGCGAAUCUAAAUCGUCACAACAGCUUUCAAUGCUCUCUAGAUUGUCUUAUUCAUAUCGUGAAGAUUUUCUAGACAGAACCAAUAGAGCAAACAUUGUUGAAAUUAGUGAAACUAUUGAGGCGAAAUCACUAAUUAUAUUAGGAACAGUGAAAGCAUUUAGGAAGGACAUUCUUUGGUUUUACAUGGUUGGAAGAGGUGUAACUGCAAGGUUUAGAAUUCCUUUGAGAGUUCAAAAUGAUACUGGAAUUGUAUCAUUGACAUUAUUUGAUCGGGAAGCUAAUAUGGUUAUGAAUCAAUCUGCAACAAGAGUUAAUGGUGAUUUACAUAUGUUUCUGGAUGAUUUGGAUGUUUUGCUCGAUCGGAAAUUUGCAAUAAAGAUUGACAUAAAUGAUUACAACAUUAAAAACAGUUGUUUCAUUUAUGGUAUUUCAAAGCUAACAGACGAUGAUAGCAUCUUGAAUGAAUUGGAGAUGAGAUUUGCUGCUCAACAGCCUGCUGAAUCGGAAUCAGUAAAUCUUCGUUCAACAGGUUUCAGUUCUCAAGAGAAGUUAAAGGAUGCUGUAUCAUGUACUGGUGAGAAUGUAACACCCUCCGAUGUGGAUAAGAGGACCGCAGGCAGUCCGGAAUCACUAGAGAAGUUAUAUGACAGAAGGCUCGGGAAAGGAAUUGACAGGAAGCGUGGUUUUGAAGGUUGGUCUGAUGCCGAUCAGGAAGGAAAAGGAUCGACUACAAAAACAUUAAAUAUCCCUAAAGUUGAGAAGUAA
Messenger RNA from Cynara cardunculus var. scolymus (artichoke), 1392 nucleotides. RefSeq lists its product as uncharacterized. The coding region runs from base 1 to 1392 and encodes 463 amino acids. The record is from RefSeq and is a predicted model, not a curated record. Lineage: Eukaryota; Viridiplantae; Streptophyta; Magnoliopsida; Asterales; Asteraceae. The transcript is spliced from 11 exons.